GAAUUUUAGUGGGGAUUGGGUACACGUAAUCUGGUUGACCAUCCCAGCGAGAUCCCGCCCUGUCUUCGACAGCAGGUGGGCGGCGAACGGCGCGUCAGGCCAUGCCUUUCAGGCCAUGGCGUGUCUCGCAGAGAGCUGUUGGCGGCGUGGGGCAAGGCUCCCGGUGCUGGACCUCUUGCGGUCAGCUUUGCGCCCGCUGCAGGGAGAGUUCGAGGAUGCCACCCACGCGGCAGAGGCGGUCUUCGAACUGCUUGGCUGCGAUGAGUUGCAGGAUGAGGCUGUGAGCGAACAGCUAAUCCUGGCUUUGCUGCAUGCGUACGCGGGCGCUUCAGAUGAGCAGCGCAAGCAUCCGCAUGCUGAGGAGCUGGUGCUCUGCAUCCUGCGGUGCCUGGGGCGCCUGGCCACUGAGGCGCAGGAGGUGCUGGCGCCCCACAUGCACCGCGUGGGCCCUGUGCUACUGGACGCCGUCUCCGCUAGCCGGCGGCCUGCUUUUGCGGCGGUGGAGGUGUGGAGCAGCCUGGCGCUGCAGGAUUUAGCCGCUCAAAGCGCUGAUGUCUACCUGGGCGACGGGUUGGUUGCAGAGUUCGCGCCUCAGCUCACCUCCAAAUUGCUGGAGCUGCUGCAGCAACUGCCAGAGCAUGAGGAAGACAACCUGUUGGAGGCUCUGAAGACCUGUUUGGGCUUGCUGGUGCGGCUGGAGAGCGGCAUUUCCGCGUACCUGUCCACGUUUGCGUCCCAGCAUUUGCACCCGAUGCCGCCGAAGGGCCAUGCAUUGUUGGUCCUUGAGGUGCUCUUCUCAGCCCCCAUCCGUCACGGCGCCGCGCUCCUCUCGAGCGCCGGGCGCGCUCUGCCCGCAGCGCUCCUCGCCGGAGGCCUGGCAGGUGAGUCGCGGAACCUUGAUUUUGUGGCGGAGCUUCUGCUUGGGGUGGGUAACAUUAGCAAAAUUAUAUUCCUCUUGAGGUGGCGGCAUCCUGUGAUUGGCCCUUAUGUGGAGGAGCACAACGAUACGGGCGAGAUUCUUAGCGCCGCCCUGCAGCUGGACAAUGACGUUGCCUCGGCACAGCUCUUGCAGGAGUUGCUGUGCUCAGCGGCUGCGCCGCCUCAGCCUUUCGCGGCGCUGGCGCAACAUCUUUUGGCUCGCGCCGAGGCGUCGGAUCCCGCCACCAGGGCGGCGCCGGCCCGGCGCAGCCCUGGCCAGGUCCUGCCAGAGGCGGCGCCGGCCCGGCGCAGCCCUGGCCAGGUCCUGCCAGAGGCGGCGCCGGCUCGGAGGGCGCUACUGCACGCGGUGGCUUCCUUAAUUGAAGGGGCGAGCGUGGAGUGCCGCCCGCUCUUCCGGCCGCUGCUGCUUCGCUUUCUGAGUCUUGAGGAGAGCUAUGGGGAUGUCUGGUGCUGCCUGGGGGCCCUGACCCAUCGCCUGGGCGAAGAGGUCAGGGACUUCGCGGAGCAGCUGAUGUCCGCGUACUGCGCCCAGCUGGCGGACCCCACGGGCAUUGACGAGGACGCCUUCCACGCAGCGGGUGCCCUAAUCACCGCCCUGGCGCCAUCUCACGCGGCUCAGCUGGCGCCGCUGUGGGAGGUGCUGGCGCGGGCGCUCGCGGCGCAUGACCAGCCGCAGGCCUCAAAGGCCGCGAUGCGAGUCCUGCUGGCGGUCAUGAGCCACCUGGACGUGGCUGCCCUCACGUGCCUGGCGCACUGCGUGGUGCGACCCCUCCUCCAGCACGCCAGCGGGAACGAUUUGUGUUCGGAGCUGCAGCCGUUGGCGGUCAGCUGCCUGGGCGGCUUCCUUGUGCUGGGCUGCCGCAUGCCGCUGCUGGACGCGGCGCUGGAGGUCUUCGCCGCAGUGGCCAGGUCCUGCGGAGAGGCGGCUUCGCCUGCAAGCUGCCUGCAGCGGAUGAAGGAUUCGCAGCUGCUGCAGCUGGAGUUGAGCACUGUGCUGCUGAAAGGCUAUGUCUCGCUGUUCCGGUGCUUGCACAAGACAGGCUCUGUGGCGGCCGUUGAGGUGCACCUGCCGGGCGUUGUCUGGUUUUUGGCUUGCCAGGUGCGCGGCACUAGCUCAAACCGCCGGCCGACGAGCGGGAAGCGCUUGGUGGAGAUUGCGGAAGUCCUGGCGGCGAUUGCUGCGGUGCAUUUGGACGCCUUGGACGCCUUUGCUGGCACGGCAGGUGACAGGGGCCUGUCGGAGCUGCACGGGAUCAUUGCCGCAUCGGAGCCUGGCAUCCGAUGGCUGGCAGAAGCACCAGCGCUCGCUGCGCCUUCAUGGACCGCCUUGGAGGAGAUACGAGGCUCAGGGGGCUUGGACCUGCAGUACAAGUGCUCUUUGUUGGAGAAUGCCACGACCAGGGCCGAAAGGUUCGUGAUGAAUGGGGGCCUCAUCGUGGGCACCAUGGACGGCGCCAACAUUGAAAUUCGCGAGGAGUGCGGCGAGGACACGAUGUUCAUCUUCGGGUGCCUGGAGCACGAGGUCGGGCGCAUUGCCGCACAAGCCCAGCAGGGCAACUACCCCAUCGACGACCGCCUGCAGGCCGUGUUCCAGGCCAUUCGCAGCGGCACCUUUUCUCAGGCGCUCGGGUCGGAUCGUCGAUUCUGCCUGGGCGUUUGGAGAAAGCCGGGGGAGCCAUUGGACUGGUUGGGGUGUUCAAACCACAGGGUUUAA
Molecule: messenger RNA, 2653 nt
Organism: Effrenium voratum
Lineage: Eukaryota; Dinophyceae; Suessiales; Symbiodiniaceae
Source: the annotation of a GenBank genome assembly